Messenger RNA from Nymphaea colorata (pocket water lily), 3220 nucleotides. RefSeq lists its product as uncharacterized. The coding region runs from base 594 to 2624 and encodes 676 amino acids. NCBI's taxonomy places the organism in Eukaryota, Viridiplantae, Streptophyta, Magnoliopsida, Nymphaeales, Nymphaeaceae. The transcript has 5 exons. The record is from RefSeq and is a predicted model, not a curated record.
GUUCUUUGCAUUGUUCAAUGUAAGGAAGAUAUGGCCAUCUGAAAACGUUCCUCUGAGCUCACCUUAGAACCAUUGUGGGGCUCAGAGAGCCGUGGCUGAUUGAACUCGUCGGAGAUAUUGCAAGUUUGAAAAUGGUCCUAGUGAUGGAAUUUUGAGAAAUUGAAAGGUGGCAAUCCAUGGACAAGAAAGAUGGGAACCUCCAACAUGACGCAAUAGGAUAUCCAACCUUUAUUGCAUUGAUGACACCGAGUCCUACCGAGUCCAAGGAUUUGUGGCGAUUGUAGGAAAUAGGCUUUCUGAUUUUAUGACGAGAACACUGAUAAGGUUGCAUGUGAUUCAGAUAUUGUUUCAUGCAUUCUUCCACUUAGGAAAGCCUGAAUAGAAUGGUUUAAAUUGAAAUUGGAUUUGGGAGAGUGGCAAAAUUUUCUGAUGCUUUUUGGCGAUUUGGUUGCUGUACAUUGGCAGCAGUAGCAGAGUCCUGUUUCCGUGAAGAAUUUGAGAAGAGAGCUGCUCGACAUAUCUAUAUGAUUCAGAAGAUUGUGCACCAUUCUUAUAGCCGAUCAAGCUUGAAUCAUCUACUUUGAUUCUUCAGAAUGGCGCUGCUGUGCCCCGGAGUCCUUAUCAAGCUUUUACAGAAUAUGAACUCGCCGGAGAAUGCAACAGCUGACCAAAGAUCAUCCCUCUUGCAGAUCAUCAGCAUCGUUCCGGCACUGGGAGGAAACGAUCUUGAGCCAAACCAAGGUUUCUACUUGAAGCUAGGACAAUGCAUCUACGUACGCCAACUGGAGCCUGCAACUCCUGUUCCAAUUCUCAAGGGGAUUAGGCCACUCCCUGGUCGCCAUCCUUGCAUUGGAACUCCGGAAGAUAUCAUCGCCGCCCAAUCCUCAGGGUUCUAUGAUCCAUUUACGAUGCCCUCUUUAUCAGUUGACGACGAGAAUUCUGAUGAUCAGAAGACUGUGGAUGAUGAUGAGUCCAUAGGAUUGAGCACAGAGAAGAACGGUCCUCAAAGUUUAGAAUUAGGUGCAGAGUACAGUGGCAGCAAAAGAUGGGAGUGCAUGGGGCCAGAAAGGAAUAAGAUCAGACAGCCUUCAAAGAAGAAAUUGGACAAAACAACUUCAAUGAAGUUUAGAAGUAGUGAUUCCGAGACUAUCGUAAAGAAGAAGAGCCCGAGGAAUUUUAGAUCAAUUCCUACCUCACCAAUUCACGAUGUCUUUUCCUCAAAUGCAUCGGCCAAAGGUCUGAGAAAAGCAUCGUCAACUCCUUGUUCUGAUGCAGAAGCGGCUUACCCUCCUCGUCGAUCAACGGAACAGUGUGCACCAGCUUCCAAUACAAGGCGGACUCCAAAGCAGAAAAUACCUACUCCUUCUAUACUGGAUAUUUUUCAAGGACAGAAUUUUGAGCAAAAAGCACUUCGGAGGAGCUGGGAUGGAGCAAGUGACGCAAGGACUAGAGAACGGUUGUCCAAAUCUGUAAAGCGACCAAAAUCCCACCGUUCAAGCUUGCAGGCUUCUCCUAUUCGCUCGCAUGACAGGUUUCACAAGGACGACAAAUUAAAUGGUACAUCGUUUAGAAGGAGGGAGGCAGAGAGAACUUUAAAAUUGGCAAGUACUUUGAUUAAGAAGGCUCCUGCUGUAAAUAAAACAUGUGAAGAAUGCAUUGAUCCAGCUGCAGCUUCGAAAUUCAGUAAGAGCAUCACCGUUGUUCCGUGGUGUUCAGUACCAGUAAAUCUUGCAAAGCUAGGGAAGGAAGUCUCAAAGCGCAGAGAUGCAGCACUGCUUGCUGCCGUGGAGGCCUUGCAAGAAGCUUCUGCCGCUGAGAGAUUGAUUCGGUGCUUGAGUGCAUUCACAAAGCUGCAAUCAACAAGCGAAGAGAGUGAUCCUCAAACAACAGUCGAACAAUUCUUGAAUUUCCAUGAUGAACUAGCACAGGCUGUGCAGAUGAUACAGUCACUGACAUUAACCAGCUCACAGAGAAUGAUAGAGCACGGGUCCAUCAGCUCAGAUGAAAUUGAAGAAGCAUUCACAGUUUCAUUGGACACAAAAAAACAAGCUGCUUCAUGGGUAAAAGCUGCUGUGGCGUCAGAUCUUUCUCCACUACAAGAAACAUGCAACAGUUCAACAAAUGUUACAGAAAGAAAUGCAAGUUCUCUGUCAUGCUGCGGAAAAAAAAGCAAAGGCAUUUCCGAGUUUAUCAAAAACACAAAGAAUGGUGAAGUCAAGGGCCGAGACAUUAUACUGGAGAACCCACCUUGGGAAAAAGGAUUUGUUCUGAUGGAAGCUGCAGACCUGGCAAGCUCAUUGCAGUCUGAGUGUAGGACUUGGUUCCUAAACUACAUUGAGAAAUGUUUGGAUGAAAUCACAGACAAAAAAAUGUCAACCCCUGUGGACACCCAGAUUUCUGGAGUUCUCUGUCAGCUUAAACGGGUUAAUGACUGGUUGGACAGGGAUGGUUCUGAAGAUGUUGCACCGCCUUCAGAUGAAGAAACCAGCUCCUGUGGGAGGGUCCGGAAGAAAAUUUAUGGAGUUCUGCUGGAGCAUGUCCAGACUGCAGCCAUUGCUUUAGAGAAUCUGAGCCUGACUGCUUCACAGGAGUUGGAGGUGAAGAAAGGGAAUAGGGGUCUUUGAGGUAAACAACUCGAGUCGAUUUUGAGGCUUCAAUUUUGUGUGAGGUAGUUGGACCUCAUCCGGGAAUGCCAAAACAAGUAAGAUCAGAGCAUUGACAGAAGAAAAAAGGCAGUACAGUAUCGGGAGACUAUAACAAGCUUAACUGAUGAAAGAGAAUCAUGAGUUUCUAUCAAAUCAAUCUAUCCAACGCGAUUCCAGCGGAAGAAUCUCCCAGGGCAGGUGCAGGGCGAUUAUCUAAAAUUUUAAAUGAAGCUGUGCAAAAUUAAAGGUAGAACAUUGUAAUACCAUACACAAGUUCAAGGCAGGAUCAGUGCUUAAAUUCUUUGAGGACCAAUGAGGAUGAAAUUUCACAUGAACCAUAAACGACAGCCAACUACAACCACUGACACAAAGCUAAAGAUUCAGCAGCUAGAUAUCAGUUCCAUGGAUCGUCAACAGAAGAUACCUUCACAAAAGUCAAGGCAAAGCAGGGGAUGUUCUGACCUGUAUUUAUCCAAUACAUGAGUACCAGAAGUUGAAAAUUCCAUGUAUUUUUAGUAUUUUUCCUGCAACAGAGAAACCUAUUAAGAUCAUCUCCAAACUGCUUUGGUCUUAAA